AGGGAAACUAGCAGCCAAGGGCCCAAGGUGAUAUACAACACAAAGCUCAAAUUCAAAGCCUCUCGAGCUACACCCAAAGAAACAAUGGCGUCCCUGGCCGGAGCUGUCCAACUCCUGGUGAUCACGCAGCUGGUCGUCUCCACGCUGAGGCUCUUCCUAACAAUGGAGGCAUGUAGUUGCUUUUGCUUUGCAGAUCCGAUCCUCCACAUCAAUCCACGUCCUUAUUCCCCCCGCCGAUGCCGCGGACCGCUGCGGUAUAUCAACACUCACCGUGGAACACUUAAACUCAAUAAUCUCGAAGCCUUAUUAGUCAUCGAGUUGCAGCAGCGACGUGCAAGGUAUGAAGUUGAUGGCAACAUCUCCAAGGCUUCCGAUUCCAGGUGCAUGGGACAUGAUGUGCUCGAGCAUAUACUUGAUGGCACAGAGGAGCCGACGAAUCUACCGUUCGAGCUUCUGAAGAACAUCACCAGAAAUUUCUCCGAAGAGAGAGAAAUCGGUCAUGGUGGAUUUGGAAUGGUUUACAAGGGUGUGCUCCGAAAUGGGAUUGUUGCUGUGAAGAGGAUUUUCAGCCACCACACAAUCAAUGAAACGUUAUUUUAUCAUGAAGUUAACAGUCUAUUGAAUGUUAACCAUGAAAAUGUAGUCCGAUUUCUUGGAUACUGUGCUUGUACCGAGGAAAAGGCAAUGCGAAUUGAAGGAGUAAGAGAAUAUAUUUACGCCGAGAUAAGAGAAAGACUGCUCUGUUUUGAGUAUAUUGGCAACGGGAGCCUUCGUGAAUAUGUUACUGACGAGUUAAGGGGGCUUGAAUGGAAUACACGCUAUCAGAUAAUAAAACAAAUUUGUCAUGGUUUGCAUUACCUACACAUGGAAAAGCAUAUUCUUCACAUGGAUGUGAAACCUGACAAUAUACUUCUAGAUAAAGACAUGGUGGCAAAAAUCUCGGACUUUGGAUUAUCAAGACUGGAUGAAAAAUCACAAACAAUGGACGCAAAACAUUGUGUAACAUUAGGAUAUUGCUCUCCGGAAUACCUACUUGGUGGUAAGAUGUCAGUCAAAUCAGACAUGUAUAGCUUGGGUGUAAUAAUCAUUGAACUGGUGACAGGAUAUAAAGAUAUCCCCGACAACAAUAAUGUACUGAGAAGAUGGAGACAUAGAUGGAAUAAAUCACUGAAGGAAACACCAUGGUCUUACCAGAAAUUACAAAUAACUAAAUGCAUCGGAAUAGGCCUACAUUGUCAGGAAAGUGACCCAUACAGACGGCCAUUUAUACGAGACGUAAUACAUGACAUCGACAGAAAUGAAGGUACUUUUGGACAAAACAACAACGCUGAUGAAUUUUAUGUUGACCAGGUAAGGCCUUGUUGGGAUGAUGAUAUGCUUGAUAUUGAGCCGCUUAAGCUACAUUUCCAAUUUGAACUUAACAAGAAGAUAUCAUGCCUACUUCAUCUAGCCAACGGUACCACUACUACCAUUGCCUUCGCUAUACAAUCCGUGAGCCCGAUGCCAUACUGCAUACAACCGAAUAAAGGAAUUGUGCUACCACUAUCUAGUUGUGCCAUUGUGAUAACAUUACAACCACAAAGUAAUCCACCAAAGGACAUGCAACACCUGGGUGAGUUUGUCGUACGGAGCGCCAAAGUAAUUGAUGGAGUUACACCUGAGGAGAUAACGUCAGACAUGUUCAAUAAAGUGUCAGGUGAAGUGGUUGAUGAGGUGAACGUGGAUGCUAUUUUUGACAUGCCACUACUACUUGGGGAAACUUAAGUAUGCACGUGUAACACUCCUAUUUAGCAACUAGGAAUAAAAUUUUGAAUUUCGAUAAACAUGAAUAUCUUGUCGUACCAGCUUAAUAUGUUUCAAAGAAACCUUUAUACUGGUCAUGAGGAAUGUAAAGCCAUCUUAGGGAGAACUAUGUUUUCGAGUGAUAUUUUAGUCUUCUUAACUUAUGUUGUUGCAGGACUAUUUUUUCAAUAUCAUUGAGAAUGGUACAAUAUACAUUUUCUUGUGGACAGGGCAUUUUAGCGCCCGAGCUCAGCUGGACCUGAAAUCAUGUCCAUAGGUCCAGGCAUGUUGAUUGAUGAAAAUAGGGGCUGGCAGGUGCAGAGCGAGCUAUAAAAAGUGAGCGUAUUCAUGGCAGGGGUAGAGAACAGUGCGGAUACGGUGGGUCCAGAGCGUAGGCAUGGCGUUGGUUUCGAUUCCCUGACGGAAUGCCGUUGUGUGUUAGUUCCAGCGCGUGGCACAGAAUAGGCUUGAUUGAGCUGUUUUUUGGGGGGAACAGGACGUUUGAUUUCAUAAGAUACGUGGCUCAGAAUUUAGUCCGUUCUCGUCAUGCGCGGCUGCAGCUAUCCAGCCGCGGACCUACGGCUGGAUAGGAAUAGGAAAAGACAUGUCAUUUGGUUCACACCAAAGGAAUUUUUCCAUUGAGUCUAGGCUCAUUUUUAUUUUCCUAUGAAAUAUGGAGGAUAGGAACCAAUCCUAUGUAGGAAUAGGAAUUCAUUCCUAUGAACCA
Molecule: messenger RNA, 2509 nt
Organism: Triticum aestivum (bread wheat)
Lineage: Eukaryota; Viridiplantae; Streptophyta; Magnoliopsida; Poales; Poaceae
Product: cysteine-rich receptor-like protein kinase 15
Exons: 7
Coding region: 85-1764 (559 amino acids)
Biological process (GO): protein phosphorylation
Molecular function (GO): ATP binding; protein kinase activity
Source: RefSeq, a predicted model, not a curated record